GGCAGGCGCGUGGUUAUCAUGUGAUUUUGGUAAACCAGAUGAUCAAGAAGUCUGUUUCAGAUCAAUCAUUAGAUUUAUUUUUUCAAUUUUGUUUUCUCGUUUUUUUCCUUUUUUAAUCCGCCAAUUUUUGUCAGAAAAAUUUAAAUUAAACUUCUUACAAAUUGAUCUCAUAUUCACCGUUAUUAUUCAACUGUCAAUAGCAACAAUGUUAGGAUUAUCUUGAUAUUUGGGAUCCACAGUGAAAAAUGGUUAAUUACUGUUUUAAUGUUUAAAAUUUCAGAUGAACCUGACCCAAUCAGGGGAAUCUUUCAUCUGUAUUACAAUCGAGAUUAUGAAAAUUGAAAAUAAGGUGAUACUGCGCGUGGCUCUCCGACAAUUUGAAUCAGGGGAGAAACGACAAUGGCCCGUCUAUCUAAAAGAACUAACGCAAUUAUUCGAGAGCCAACAAUUCAGUCGAAUCGUCCAUGAUAAACCAGGUAGAAUCAUUGAUGAUGUCACUAGGGUUUUGGCUCGCAUUUUGACCACCAAACUUUUCCCAGACAUUAUCGAGGAGAUUAUUGUGUGCUUAUCAACUUUUGCAGUUUCCCUCGGUUAUCAUUGUAAAGAGCUCUUUAAUUGGAUCUUUGAGCUAUACAACUCUUCUGUUCCAGAUGAAACUCGUCUGGUACUACUGCGUUCUUUGGUUAAAAUCAUUGAGAGCAAUUGCCGAGCCUUACGUGAAAACAUGCCUCAAUUGAUGAACAAAGUGAAAAAAGCACUAGAAGAAGCUCAAACGGCUGAAAUUCUGCUUGGUAUAACUGACAUUUUUCUUGCCACAUCACGAAUUUUUCCUGAUGUCUUGGAAAUUCAUUUUCGAGAUAUUGUUGACAUUCUUAUCGGUUGGCACUUAGACUCUUCACAAUCUCCUGCUAUCUCAUCAAAUCUAGCCAAAGCUUUUAUCUCGUUCAAUAGCUUUUGGGUGAAUGAUUUUGAAUUUUCACUUGACUUGUUAGGACAAUUCCUAGAAGAUUUUGAAGUUUUCUACAAACGAUUACUGGAAAACAGUACAAAAAUCAGUAAUAAUUCCGAUCCUGUUUUAGAUGAGACUAAAGUUGAGAAAAGCUCUCAGAUGGAUGUUGUUGAAUCGAGUUUUACUCUUAAUAAAAUGGCAUCAUUGGUACGUGUCUAUAUCACUGUGCUCAAAAGCCUUGAUGAAUUUGCCUCACCUGAGCGCAAUACUGGAAUCACCUGGGAAUUCAUUGUUGGCUCACUGCAAACAAUUCUCAUUGCUGUCGAACACACCUUGCAAAUUACUAUGUUUGAAUCUUUGAUAGUUUCUACUAACGAGUGUGCACUUUUUACUUUAGAUAUUGUAUGUAAUUACAAUAUCGAAUUGAUUCACGAAUUGUCUCAGCAAUUAAUACCUUAUAUUUAUUCGAUUCAUCAAUAUAUGGUGGAUGUUAAUGAUGCUUACAUUUUAACAACUCUUCGACUUGUUACCAAAUUUGUUCAAUCUAUGAAUGGAGAUUUGCCGAUAGAAUUCAUAUCUGAUUUACUUCAACCGCAAUCAAACUGUCAGAAUUUACGUUUCAUGCCUUCACCAGCAGUUCUUACUGCUCUUUUUGAGUUACAUCAUACUUUGCUUGGACUAAAGAGUGUACCACAUGUGAGAGAAACUUAUGGUUCCUUUCUGUCUGACUUUUUCUCUGCUUAUUCAAGUUUAACUGGACAAGAAGUGAUAAUUCCUGAAUACGAUGAUAAAGAUUGGAAUGAAAACAAAACAAGUUAUGAAAUCGACAAGGCCGAAAUCGUCAUUGAAUCAACUUUAAUCUCAUUAACUGAAAUUGGAAAUGCAAAACAUUCGAUCAUCGGAAUGUGGGCUUUAAAGCCAACUUUUUUUGACCUAUUGACAAACUAUAUUGAUCCAACCAAUCAAACUUUGAUGGAAAAAGCACCUCGAGUUCAAUACUCGAUCCUCUUCAUAUUGCAUUCUCAUUGCAGUUUACACAAUCACUUUAUUUCUAAUAGUAAUUUGAUUACUGAGACUAGUGGAAUCUCUGUUCUUUUUGGUACCUCUCCAUCAUCGGCUUUUACAGCGCCAAUAAAUCCCCACACAACUGGCCAUUUUGCUAAAAUACAAAGCAUUCUAAAUACAAUAUUGAGCAAAUCGAAAGUCCAAUCAGAAAUCCAAUUGCUCUGUUUAACGUGGUUUCUUGAAAUUCUAAAGAGUAGUUCGUAUCACCUCCACCGUUUAAUCCAAACUCAACAAUUUACCAGUCUUGUCACAACGGUUUCUCUUUAUCUUUUUGCCAAAAAUUCCAAACUAUGUCUAUCCAGUUGUGAAGCCAUGAAAAUACUGCUGCGAACGAUUGAAAACUUACCGAAUACUGAUUUGCUUAAACGUAUUCAUCAAGCAUGUCUUUUUAACAUUGGUCGCAUUGAGAGUAAUAUUGUACAAAGUUUUCUUGAUUUGUAUGCCAUUCUUCCUAUCAACUGUUUUUCAUUAAGCUCUGGUCGAAUGAAAAUUCAAUUUAACCGAAACGAUUAUCUUUCACCUGAUGAUCUUCGAAUAGCAAAGAUGGCUUUAAUGAAAAGUGAACCUAAUCCACAAUUCUCAGCUAUUUGCUUCAGAAUAAUUCUUACUUUUCUUCUUGAAAAUCCAACCAUUGAUGAUGAAAGAUGGCUUCAAAGACUGUGCCAUUCAUGUUCAACAAACGGUAUCCCUAAGUUGACCGAUGUUAAAGCUAACAAUCAUGAUCAAAACGGCUUUGGUGUCAACACUCAAUCAAUCAUCGAUAUAUUCGACCAUAAUCAAUCUUCUCUUAUUUUCUGGGCUUGUUGGCAAAGCAUACAGUAUUGUAUUGUUAACAAAUUACGUACUCCUUUAGGAAAAGCUCAGGACACUUUUACUAAAAUUGAAAUGGCUGUUAAAUCGAAAGCAAUAGCUGUUCAAAAUACUUUGGAAACUAAAAAGUCAGCUCACAAUGAUGAACUUCUUCAAACACGAAUGUUAAUCUUAUUAAUGGAAAAUUUGGACAAAUUAAUGUAUAAUGCUUAUGAAGGAAAUGCCAGUCGACUUUUUACUACUCCUAAAUUGGCUAAAUCAUUUUUCAGAACCAACAAAGCUACCUGUGUUGAAUGGAUGAAUCGAAAUCGACGUUCACUAAUGAUAAUUGCGUUAAAAUCAGGAGAUCCUGCUUCUGUGUGGCGUCACGGACAAGAAUUAUUAAAAGACAUGGUCUCCAAAUCCCAAAAUCAAGAAAUAGAAUUUAUUUUAACUCUUAUGGUACAAGCUUUGAUGGAACUGAAAGCUGGCGAUGCCAUUGCUGGUCUUUAUAUUUGGACUAAAGAGAGUGCAGGUAUUAGACUUCCAUGGAUCAAAUGGGUUGUUGACGAAGCUCAAGGAAAAUAUGAAACAGCAAUUGUAGAUUAUCAAAAUUACCUGACCAGUCUUGUUAACAAAGAACUCGAUGCAUCACAAAAGUUGGUCAAAGAUUUCAUUGAGAACCGUUUACUAGAAUGUUAUCAAAAUUUAGGUGACUGGCAUGAAGCUCUUGAAUGUUUCAAAAUAUCACGUGAAAAUGUUUUGGAACGAAGAAAGAAUAGUUUCUUUUCAGGCGAUCUUGAUCUAUCUUAUCUCGCAAGUUGGGAUAAGCUUGAUGACUACAACAAGUAUGAAUACAGUUUUCCUCAUAUACUUUCUUGGGACAUACAAUCCGUCUACCAUCGAGCUCAAUCACAGUUAACCAGCGUUAUUAAUUUAAAAAUUGAUGAUAAGAGAAAGUAUCGUUCAAAUAUUAAAAUAUUGGACGAAGUGUGUCGUGCAACAUCUGCUAUAAUAACGGCUCCAAUCCUGGUUAGCCCAUCGUAUGUCUGCCAGAAAUCAGUUACAGUUAAUAAAAUUGCAAGAAACCUUCUUCAUCGGUUGAAAAACAACGAUCGUUCAAUUAAUUGGAAUCCUUGGACUAACUCAGUGUCAGAAGACUUGCGUAAAAUGGAUUGUUCAACUCUUGUACACGCUAUUGGAUGGUUAGAAAAGUGUAAAAAUAUUGAUUCCUUAUUGUCAGCCGAUUCAAACAAUACAAUCAAUGGAUUGAACUUUACUGCUGCUAAAAUUGCUCGAAAGCAAUCAAAUUUACAACUAUCUCAAAAUUUAUUGAUAAAAUUUGCUAAAUUGUCCAACAUCAUACAAGAUAACCAUACCCUGGUAAACGGAGUGGUUGACAAAUCAUCAGCGUGCCAUUUACAAAUUUAUAUAACAUCGGCCUUAGAAACCAAUAUAAGUCCUGAUCAUCCUGCAACAGAAAAACUAAAGUUUCUCAUUGAAGGGUCCAAACUUUUACACGCUUUAGGCGAAACCAAAAAAGCUGGUAAUACAUUACUUUCAUGCAUAGAAACCAAUUUUGUUCUGGUCACGGAUCCCGCUUUAAGCUAUUUCCAAGAAUCGUUAUCAAAACUUUUACUGACUCUUGUAAAAUACUCACAAGUUGAUGGUAGUUUAUUGGAACAAAUAGAUCCCGUCAGAUACAACAAGCUAUCCGAAUUGGUCGAAACAAUUAAUCUUGGAGCAAACUGUAACAGCCAAAUUUUUGAUCUCAAUGAAAUUACCAGUGGAAAACUUCUCCAACUUGGUGUUCAAUAUUGUCCUCAAAUGCCCAAAUGUUGGUUCAGCUUAGGUGCUUGGAGUUAUCGAUGUGGAAAGCGUCUAAUUGAUUCAGAGGAUUCAGACAAACUUGAUCUUGAUUCAUCUAAUCCAAACGAAGGGCCUUUCGCAUUCUAUAAGCUUGCUGCCAAUUCUUAUUUCAAAUUUCUUCAUCUUUGUGGUACUGGUACUGAGGAUAGUUAUGUGACAGCAACUUUAAGAAUUUUACGUCUCAUUGUUAAACAUGCUUCUGAAUUGCGUGAAAUUUUAGAAACUGGCCUUUCAAGCACACCAACUGGUCCUUGGAAAAGUAUUAUAUUACAACUAUUUGCUCGUCUUGGUCAUCCCGAACCUUAUGUCCGCCAAAGUAUUUCCGAAUUACUGUGUCGAAUCGGAGAAGAUUCUCCUCACCUUAUCGUCUUUCCUGCAGUUGCCGGCUCUUUUACCAGUAAUAGUGAAGAUAUAUUUUUUGAAGGCAAAAUAACUGAAAACCAAUCCUCUAAGAAUUUCGAGGAAGAUGGAAACGUUCUUUGUGAUUUUGAUGAUGAUGAAGCAGAAGAAGAUGAAAAGAAGGAUACAUCGGUGAUGCAAAAUUGUUUCGCCGCUCUUGUUGACACUCUUGGUCAGCAAAACCCUGAACUUAUUUCUCAAACAAAAACCUUUAUUCAUGAGCUUCGUCGAAUAAUCAUUCUUUGGGAUGAACUCUGGAUUGGAACUUUAAUGGGACAUCUUGGUGAAAUGAAGAAACAAGUUACUGUUCUUGAAGAUGAAAUUGCUCGUGUUUAUAAAAAUCCAUCUCUUUCUAAAGAGGAAGAAGAAAAAAUUAUUGUUACUAAGCAUCGAGUUUUCCUCCGACGAGUAUUGUACAUUCUUGAACAAACACAAAUGAUCACAGAUGAAACGCCCGAAACGCCACAUGAAAAUUGGUUCCAAAAGAACUUCUCUAAAGCUAUAUUGAAUGCUAUCAAACUUCUAAACUCUCCUCUCGAUCCCGCAAAACCUCAGCAAAGUUUACUUAUUUAUCAACAACUUCUUCACUCACUUCAAAAGAAGGCCUCUCAUUGGAAUUCUGCUCGAUCACAGCUUAUCAUGAGUUCAAUUAGUCCUGUUCUGACCAACAUGGAAAAAACUGUCAUACCUAUGCCUGGAGCUAAUUUCAGCAGUAAUGGAACUGUAGUCACAAUUGAAAAAGUGCACAAGACAGUUACCAUUCUUCACACCAAAACUAAACCCAAGAAGAUAGGAUUUUUUGGAUCAGAUGGAAAAACUCACACUUAUCUAUUCAAAGGACAUGAAGAUCUUCAUCUUGAUGAAAGAAUAAUGCACUUCUUAACAAUUGUUAACAAAAUGUUUGCUAAGUAUCCAAACAACAAGAAUGAAAAAUCUUCUUGCUUCCGAGCUCGUCAUUAUUCUGUCACUCCUCUAGGUACAAAAUCUGGUCUAAUUCAAUGGGUUGAUGGUGGCUCUGCUUUAUACGGCUUUUAUAAACGUUGGAUGCUUAAUCGUGCUUCCACCACUCCAGUCAAUCCAAAAGAUGAAAACAACAAAGCAGUUCAACCGUUGAAUGAUAAUGCUUACAAACCAUCAGAAAUAUUUAAUCGUAAACUCGUCCUCAAAGGCAUUAACAAUCUUGCUCGAUCUGAAUGGUCUUCAUCUAUUCUUGUCGAAAUACUGAAAGAGCUUAUGGAUGAAACUCCAAGCAAUUUGAUCGCUAAGGAGUUAUGGUGUGCAUCCACAAACGCAUUUGAAUAUUGGCAUCUCACUCAAACUUUCACACAAUCUAAUGCUGUUAUGUGUAUGAUUGGUUACAUUAUCGGAUUAGGUGAUCGUCAUCUUGAUAACGUUCUUGUUGAUUUGUCAACUGGUGAAGUAUUCCACAUUGAUUAUAAUAUAUGUUUUGAAAAAGGCAAAACUCUCAGAGUUCCAGAACGUGUUCCUUGUCGUUUAACACAAAAUAUUGUCACUGCUUUUGGUCUAACCGGUGUUGAAGGUACAUUCCGGAUAUCAUGUGAACAUGUUUUGCGUGUUUUACGAAAGGGUCGUGAGACCUUACUCACUUUAUUGGAGGCUUUCCUUUAUGAUCCAUUAAUUGACUGGACACCUGGACAUGAAGAGGGUUACACUUGGUCUAUCUAUGGUGGUGGACGAGUUAAUGUGCUUAAAGAAAUGUUUAUUACAAAAUACCAAAUGGAAAAAGAAAAUGCUGAAGCCUUGCUGAAAAUCAGAAUUAUUGAAACUCGUUUUAAUUGGGCGACCGCUAAAGACAAUUUAAAUAAUAUUUUGUCAUCAAUUUCUAAUGAUUUGAAAAAUUCCGAUAUUACAAAGUUUCCAUCCAUUGAGACUGCAAAUGAAAACAAUUUACCCUUGGUUAAUGAUUUACCCAACUCAAAAGAUUUAAACAAUGAAAAAGAUGUUGGCGGAGGUCUUACUCUCAUAACUUUCCGUGAUGCUGUCAAGUCUCGCAACAUCAACAUCAAUGACAACGAUAUCACGCCUUGGUCAUCUGUCAACGAAAAGCUGGUUCCAUUGAAAAGCGUUAUAAAUAACCAUAACUCUCUUUUGGCUGAAAUUAAGCAUAUAAUUAGAGUUUUAUCCAAACUGGAAGAAAGAGAAAUGGGACCUGAGAGUAAACAUAAUGGACCCAUUAAUCAGUAUUACUUGGUUCACCGUAAAUUUAUUGAAAAUAUUUACAAACUGGUUAAAGAGCUUGAACAACUUUCGUCUGGAUCCAAUAUGAAUCAAGACUCUGAGUCAGAAUCUUUGAUAGUUAAUAUAAAAGAAAGGCUUCAUUUAGUGAUGAAGUUAGUUGACCCUGUUUAUGAUACUUUACUCGACCUUGUGGGUAAAGUCGAAGACUUUGAAUCAUCAGAAUUUUCAUUGAAAAAAUUUUCAGCUAAAGAAUUAUUUUCCACCGAGAAUAACAACACUUCUCCGGAAAAAGGUUCUCAAUAUAAUGGAGUAUCAUCUUUUAAUGGACCCAAUGAGAAACCAAUCAAACAUAUUUUAGGUUUGGAACGUAAUACUUAUGCUACAAAUGUUUGGAAACGAGUAAAAAUGAAAUUAGAUGGACGUGAUCCUCAUCCAGUCAACAGAAGCUCCAUCUCAGAGCAAGUGGACUAUGUCAUCAAAGAGUCCAUGAAACUGGAAAACUUGGCUCUUAUGUAUGAAGGAUGGACUUCCUGGGUGUGAAUCAACUAUUGGAGAUCAACAAUGGAUCAAAAAUCUUAUCGUUCAUUCAAAGUCCUAGACUUUCAGUUCUAGGCUAUCUCUCUCUUUCUCUCUGUCUUGUCCGAGAUUCAGAGUACUAAGGAACUACAAGGGCUUUUGAAUAACAAAAUGAUGACAAAUUGCUCUGCUAUGUUAUCUUGGAUGUUUGCUAGCCCAGCCGCUCCUUCUUUAAUUUGCGUUGAUCAGCAUCAGCUGAAACAAAUAAUAAAAACCAUUGAAAAAAGCUGAAAAGGUAAAAAAGAGAGAAAGAGUUUAAAAGAGACAGGAAAAAAAGGAACAACAAUUUAAAGGGAAACACUUUGAUUAUAUCUCAUAGCAAUUAUACCUUAAGGGUUUUAAUGAUCAGCACAAUUUUGUUAAAUAAAUCAACGAAGAAUUGGUUAGAGAUGAAAUCAUCUUUGAUGGUAAAGAAAGAGUUAACAAGAUCUAAAUACUAAAUAUGCUUUCAAUGUCAGCUAUAAGUAUUGACUCUUCUAAAUGGUUUAGAACAAGCGUAAUUUCGAAAUGUAUGCUACUUCUCCAUCGUAAUAUUUGUGUGUCUCAGGUCAAAUUUUAUCGUUGAUGUAAACACAAAAGGCCGUCAUAAAAAUUGUUGAGUUUGAUCACGGGCAUUAAUUUUGUUCCCACUAAUUUCAGAUUUUGUAUUCAUUAUUAUAAUCACAAUGAAUCAAAAAGUUU
Molecule: messenger RNA, 8527 nt
Organism: Tetranychus urticae (two-spotted spider mite)
Lineage: Eukaryota; Metazoa; Arthropoda; Arachnida; Trombidiformes; Tetranychidae
Gene: nonC
Product: serine/threonine-protein kinase Smg1
Biological process (GO): phosphorylation; nuclear-transcribed mRNA catabolic process, nonsense-mediated decay
Cellular component (GO): nucleus
Molecular function (GO): protein binding; protein serine/threonine kinase activity
Source: RefSeq, a predicted model, not a curated record